GUGUGUGCCUUUAUUGUCUCGUUUUACUUACCUUGUGGAGACACUUGUAUGUUAUCAUAUCUUGCCAUUUUCAUAAAAUUCCAUGUUUUGCGGUGGGUGCUAGUUAAUAGACACUCCAUACCAGUUGGUGGCGGUAAUGCACUUGCAAUUAGCUAUUUGCCAACCGCCAAUAAACAUCAGAAAAGAAGGAGAUGUACCAGUACAGCAGCGACCCCGUGUGUCCAGAUAGUGCUACAGCCACUUUGCAUAUCCUGUUUCUCUGACUCAGAUGAUGAUGGCUGUCGGGAAAGGAGGUUAGCCGACCUGCGCCGCGUAGAUGCUCGGACUGCUGGACAAAAAUCAAAGCAAGAAAAAAGCAAAUAUCCAAUCAUGGACGGGUUUGCAGGGGACAUGCUGAGCGGCAGCCGAGCUCUGCUAGGUGAGGACAGCUCGGUGAUGGCUCGCAUGCAGAAGAAGUUCUGGAAGACCAAGCAGGUCCUUAUCAAAGCCACGGGCAAGAAGGAGGAUGAGUACGUGGUGGCAUCAGAUGCUGACCUGGAUGCAAAGCUCGAGUUCUUCCGCUCGGUUCAGUCCACAUGCACAGAGCUGCUGAAGGUGAUCGAGAAGUACCAGCACAGGAUUACACGCUUGUCUCAGGAGGAGAAUGAGCUCGGCCUGUUUCUGCGCUUCCAGGCCGAACAUGACCGCACCAAGGCUGGCAACAUGAUGGAUGCCACCAGCAAGGCCCUGUGCACCUCGGCCAAGCAGAGGAUGGCACUUUGCCCACCGCUGCACCGUUUGCACCAGGAAGUGGAGACAUUCAGGCGGCGCGCCAUCGCUGACACACUGCUGACAGUCAGCCGCAUGGAGAAGGCCCGCACAGAGUACAGAGGAGCUCUGCUCUGGAUGAAAGACAUAUCCCAAGAACUGGACCCAGACACCUACAAACAGCUGGAAAAGUUCCGCAAGGUCCAAGCCCAGGUCAGAGGGACAAAGGGCCAGUUUGAGAAGCUGAAGAAUGACGUGUGUCAGAAGGUGGACAUGCUGGGAGCGAGCCGCUGCAAUAUGCUCUCCCACUCCCUCUGUACCUACCAGACCACUCUGCUGCAGUUCUGGGAGAAGACAGCCCACGCCAUGUCAGGAAUCCAUGAGGCCUUCCAAGGACACAUACCCUAUCAGUUCACCACACUUAAGGACCUGCGAGAUCCACUGGAGGAGAUAACAGACUCACAGAAACAAGUGGAUAAGAAGGAGAAGGCUCUACCGAGCAAUGCAGACAGUCUGGUGUCCUUGGAUGACGAUAAGCCAUCAGGAAGUGCCUCUGACGCAGACCCCACUCUCAGCAGUGAUGGACCAAGCCAAACCAGUGACCAUGUGCACCAAAAAGCUACCACACCCACUCCAGCCCUGCACGAUCUCAGAGGACUGUCAGUGGGCUCUGAUGAAGACCUGAUGCUCAUGGCCUGUGACCUACCACCACAGCCACAGCUCCCUGCCCCGACAAACAUCCCACCCCAGCCCCAGCUCCUGCCUCCUCCUCCUCCUCAGGCUCAAGACUGGCCUGAGGAGAAUGUGCCCUGGGGGUUUGGAAGCCUCCAGUCCAGCCUCUCACAGCUGCCCGCCACUGGUGAUGGUCUGCUCUCAGGUGGUCCACCCCACCCCGCAGGGACAGUGCUGAGACCAGAGGAAGAGGACAGCGAGAGGGGCGACAUGGCUUUCCUCAAAGACCUCCUUAGCCCAGGUCCAGGGGCCAGUGAUGAGUUCAGCAAAGAGUGGCAGGACGCUUUCGGGAUGUUCGACCCUCCCAAAGCCCCUCCUGCGGCCACGGGGGCAGCGGGCGCCAGGCAAGCAGCAUGUAUGCCCUCUAACCCACCCAGCCCCACAGGCUUCCUGCCCUCCCAGCUGCUGGAUCACAGCCUGAGUGCCACAGGCUGGUCAACCCCACCUAUGUUCCAAGCUCCACCCCUGCAGCCUCCUCCUGGUCAGAACCAGUCAGCUCAGUUGGCUCCAAGUUCAGCAGCUAACGCUGCUCCAGGUGGAUCCAAAGACAUGUCUGCCUGGUUCAACCUGUUCGCAGACCUGGACCCUCUCUCCAACCCAGACGCCAUUGGACGCUCCGCGGAUGAGCUGCUCAAUGCCUGAAACUCUGUGUGUGUGUGUGUGGUGUGGUGUGUGUGUGCGUGUGUGUGUGUGUUUAUAUGUGUGCUCAUGCUGCAGCGUAUGAUUUCUCUCCAAGGAUCUGGAUUUCAGCAACUUUCCAUGUCAACAACCAAGUAAAUGAUCUCAUAUUAAUGGGGAAACACACACACACACACACACAUCUGCAUUCUGUUACAAGGAGAGUUGUGUACAUGUCCGCACUCAAGGAUACACUCAUAUUUGUGUUACACAGGCGGAUGAUAUUUUACACUGGAAAAAGAAAACACUGUCAGUUGAUUGUUAAACUCUGCUCCUCAGCAGCUCACAGCUGCUCUCUGCAGCUUUGAAAAAGACUGUUAACACUACACAAGAAGCAACUGACUCAUGUGCACACAUCAAGCCUCAUGUGGUUUGUGCUACUUUACACUACUGGUUAUUGCGGCUUCUGUCGAGCAGAGAGAAUUCUGGGGUUUAUUUUGGACAGCGUUGUGUGUGCUUUUCUGUCUUUUAUUAAUGUUUGCAUUGUUUGGGUGUGUGUCAUUUUGCUGCGUACACAUCAUAAGGAACCCAGGAUAUAUAUAUAAAAAAAAUCUAUUUAAUGUAACGCUGUUUAUAUAUAGUAGCACAUGAUUGUUAUAUAUGAAUGAAGAGAAUAUAUUUACAUGACAGAGUGUAUGUACGAGGUCAGAAGCCCGUCACUGAGCCUGUAUUUGCACACAGACACAGCAGUGAAGCUCACACAGCACUAAACACCUGUAUCACAAGGCAAGUUCAGCUGAGCUCUCUCUCUCUGUCUGAGCCACACAUCAGUGAGUAUCAAGUAUCAUGAAGCUGGUUAUCAGUUAGCUCUGUUAACUCUGGGUCUUCCAGUCCAAAGUAAGGCUAUAGAUGAGUGUAGGGAUUAUUAUAUAGGCCUACCUACUAAGUAAAUAAUCAUCAUUCAAAAUUUGGUUUAUUCAAGUUUCAAGUUUUGAUCUGCUUCUCUGGACUGAACCUGCUCUGGAGGUUAACUGGAGCUAAUCUACUAAAUAAGCUUCAUGAUACUGCGAGGUUAAACCAAUAUGAAAUAUAUCAAAUAUAUCUGGCUCAUACACUAAUCUCACUUUGUGAUACAGACAAAGCCUCCAUCAGUUUGAUAAAUUAUCUGAUGCUUUAUUGAUCCCUGUAAGGAAAUGAUCUGCUCUGUCUUUGCUAAUGAUCUUUAAAGCUGUGAGGGAUUCAGUCUAAUGGUCUAAAUCCAGUGAUGAACUGUGAACCAUCUCGUCCCUGGAGAGGACUGACGGUGUCAGAUUACAGGCACAGUGGAAAUCUAAGAUGUCCAAACUCUUUCUGUGGCUUUUGUGAUGCCAGCAGCCUUUUACUGACUGUCUGCCUUCAUCCCAGAUUCUGUCGGGUUGAGUGUGGUGAAGUAAAAACAGGAUAUGUUUGAAAUCAUCUCCCAUCCCAUCUGCUGUUUAAAUUUCACAAUCACAAGUCCAAGGCCAAGAAAAAUGUGUGAAGGAUGAAACAUUUAUUUUGUAAUAACUUUCUCUUGAAGGAAGUUUUAAAGUAGGAAAAAGGGAUUUUAUUAUUUUUCAGUCCUACAAAUCUACAAACAGGACUACAGCGAAAUGUAUUUAUUUUCAGAUGAUAUUGCUGUCACUAAUUGCAGAAUCAGAUGUUUUUGUUUUUCAGUGCACUGUAAAGAUAACUGAAGUAACACUACUAAAUAACACUGCAGAAUAACUACAGUAAUAUGUAUAGCUCUGUGUUGUGUGUUUGAGGAUGCACAGAUGGAUUUUGGAAAUAUAUUGUUGUUUAAUGGGAAAAGAAUCAACACUGGAGAACUGUUACCAUCUCAUGAAGUGGAUUUCUGAUUUACCUGAUGUGGAUUUAAGUCCCACUUAUUCUUUUUUUAAUUUUUGAAGGGAACAAACUACCAAGACUGACAUUCCUGAAUGUUUGUGUAUUGGUUUAGUGCAGAAUGAAGAAGCAAAGCUGGCUUUCUGACAACUUUCAACAAGAUGUGAAAUGAUUUGUACAUGCAACUACUGAAACCAAAUCCUCAGUUAAGACAUUUGUGACUGUAAGUCACACUCCAUAGAGCUAAGGUGAUCAGAGUGCAUUAUGGGAUACAUUUAUCAUGUUCUUUGAGUCAGACAACUGAGAAAAACACUUUUUAUACAAGCUGCACAUUAAUAUCUGAAACUACUACUUCAUUUAUAUUUUCCUUUGUUGUUGUUUCUGAUGCAAAACUUUUUUUUUUCUUUUUGAAAAUCAAGCAGGAACUCUACUGAUGCUCCUAUCAGUCACAGGGGAAACUACUGUACUAGUAUUUCUGUCACUUUGUGUAUUAUAUUAUUUACUGUUGAUUUACACGCUUUAAAAAAAGAAUGUAUUUCUCAAAUCAAUCACCAAUGCUUCUUUUAAUUCAACUAUGCCUUUUUAUUUCACUGGAGGAGUUUAACAGAUGAAAACUUGGCAGUUCUGUUUCCAAUAAACUGGACAAGCAAACAGAGAA
Messenger RNA from Lates calcarifer (barramundi perch), 4618 nucleotides. Its product is annotated as islet cell autoantigen 1-like. The record is from RefSeq and is a predicted model, not a curated record. Gene Ontology annotation, molecular function: protein domain specific binding. Lineage: Eukaryota; Metazoa; Chordata; Actinopteri; Centropomidae. Gene Ontology annotation, biological process: regulation of transport. Gene Ontology annotation, cellular component: Golgi apparatus.